Molecule: messenger RNA, 1397 nt
Organism: Sitophilus oryzae (rice weevil)
Lineage: Eukaryota; Metazoa; Arthropoda; Insecta; Coleoptera; Curculionidae
Product: phosphatidylserine decarboxylase proenzyme, mitochondrial
Exons: 7
Coding region: 95-1303 (402 amino acids)
Biological process (GO): phosphatidylethanolamine biosynthetic process
Cellular component (GO): mitochondrion
Molecular function (GO): phosphatidylserine decarboxylase activity
Source: RefSeq, a predicted model, not a curated record
GCAAAAAGGAGACGUUAACUGAAAUCUUUUUUUUAUAACCCUAUAAUUCUUCCGUGAAAAUUCUUGUGUUGUGAAAUAAUGAACUUUGAAAACAAUGAAUUUAAAAUUAUUUUUAAACCCCCUAUUAAUAUCAACUAGACCAUGCUACUUUAGGCGACCACUGCUUGUUUUGAAUAAGAACUACGUCGUUGGUACCCCCCUCAAGCGUGUCAACUAUUUUUCUACUCGUACUGAUAAAAACAAAUCGUCUGGAUGGGGCCAAUGGGAAGGCGUCUUCAAGAGGUUUGUACCGUUAGGAAUAUGUCUUUUUGCAGUAAUGCAAUGGCGAGCUUACAGGAGCCGAAUAAGAGACGGCGCUGUAGCGAAGCAGUGGGAGAUUAACUGUUACUGUCUGUUGCCGUUGAGGACUGUCAGUAGAGUCUGGGGAUUUUUUGCAGACAAAAAUAUUCCGGAGUUUGCCAGACCACUUGUUUUUCAGACUUACGCCCGAACAUUCGGCGUAGACAUAUCCGAAGCUCAACACGAAGAUUUAAAACAUUACUCUACUUUAACGGAAUUUUUUACUAGACCACUUAAGGAACACGUGAGAAUAAUAGACUCUGACAGUUGCUUGGUUUCGCCGUGCGAUGGAACUGUUCUUAGUGUAGGAUCGGUUGACAAUGGCCAAGUAGAGCAAGUAAAAGGAGUAACGUACUACGUACAAGAUUUUUUAGGAGAAAAACUCGACAAUAGAAAAGGUGUACAACACAUCAAUACAAAGAAAUAUCACGAACAUUUGUUACAUAAACCUCACGAAGGUAACACGCUGUAUCAGUGUGUAAUUUAUUUAGCGCCAGGAGAUUACCACAGAUUUCAUUCUCCUGCCGAUUGGAAACCGACUCACAGGAGACAUUUUUCCGGAGAGCUGCUGUCGGUAAAUCCCAGAAUUGCCAAAUGGUUGCCUGGUUUAUUUGUACUAAACGAACGGGCGGUUUACUUAGGUGAAUGGGCUCAUGGAUUUUUCUCAUAUACUGCAGUAGGUGCCACCAAUGUGGGUUCAAUUAGAGUAAUUUUUGAUAAAACUUUACAAACAAAUCAAAAGCGGAAAACUCACAAAUUUAAAGACGCUUGUUUGGGCAGUGGGAUAACAUUACACAAGGGAGACUUAAUUGGAGAGUUCCGCAUGGGAUCGACAAUCGUAAUCAUUUUCGAAGCUCCCGUGGAUUUCAAGUUUGACAUUGCCCAUGGUCAAAAGGUAAAAAUGGGUCAAAAAUUCGGCUGUGUACCAGAACAGAAGACGCUGCAACAGAACGCAAAGCAUUAGUUGUAAAAAGUAGUAUAUUAGAUUUGUUAUAAGUAUUAUAUGUAUAUAUUAUUUUUGUGAUAUUUUUAAUAAUAUUCGUAAUUAAAAGAAAAAA